Molecule: messenger RNA, 2005 nt
Organism: Zingiber officinale
Lineage: Eukaryota; Viridiplantae; Streptophyta; Magnoliopsida; Zingiberales; Zingiberaceae
Product: elongator complex protein 4-like
Exons: 8
Coding region: 445-1590 (381 amino acids)
Biological process (GO): tRNA wobble uridine modification
Cellular component (GO): elongator holoenzyme complex; transcription elongation factor complex; cytoplasm
Source: RefSeq, a predicted model, not a curated record
UAUCAGAAAACUAGUAAAAAUGUCAAUCUUGUUUUUGAAAUCGGAUCGCUGGUCCUCCAUCUAUCGGUAUUUGUCCACCAACUCCUUGAGCACGAGGCAAGAGGCAUCCGUAGCCCUCUGCACGGUGGAGAACUCCAUAGUUUGCUGCCCAAGCUCUGUCGCCAUCGCCCUCCCCACACCACCGCCGUCUCCCUCGCAACCUACCCCCGGGCAGGAGGCAUCACCAGGAUUUCGAUCGCGACCCCUGAAUCCCAUGGAUUCGAAUCAAACGCCGAUCCUGAAAGGCCCAACCUCGGCGCCCUUCCGCUAAUUCUGAAACCUCCAAAUCGAAGCCCAUUAUAUUACAUAGGCCGGCCCGUCCCGUCCCGUUCCGAUGCAGCAAUUGGUGAACUUGCUUCUCCUCGAGUAGAUGCACCGAACUGCACAAUCUACUCCAAACGAGAAAUGGCGACAGCAGCGGGCAGCCCCUCGUGCUCCCCUCGGACCGCUGCCGCCGCCGCUAGUAGCUUCUCGCGUACCGCUUCUUCUUCGAUGGCAUCACACCACGUGCCGUCGAAUCCUGGUGUCAAGAUCGGUCCCAACGGCACCGCCUUCGUCUCCUCUGGAAUCCCUGACCUUGAUAGAAUCCUUGGCGGCGGGUUCCUUCUGGGUUCAUUAGUGUUGGUAAUGGAGGAUGCCGACGCACCUCACCAUCUUCUCCUGCUUAGGAAUUUUAUGUCGCAGGGAGUCGUUCUCCGCCAGCCCGUUCUCUUUGCCAGUCCUUUGGGGGACCCAAGGGCCUUCCUUGGCACGCUGCCAUCGCCUGCCUCCCCGUCCAAGGAGCAAAUCAAGAGAACGAUGGCUGGUGGCAAUGAUCAACAGGAACUGGAGAAGGGUUUACGAAUAGCUUGGCAGUAUAAGAAGUACUUUGGGGAUCAACAAUCAUCUUCAAUUCAUGAUAGAGAUGCUAAGCAGGAAUUCAGCAAUGAAUUUGAUCUGCGAAAGCCCCUUGAAAGGAGACUUGUCCAAUACAUUGAAACCAUUAGCUUGCAAGAUUCUCCAGAUAUAGUUGUACUCCGUGACCGAUUUUCAAACUUUUUAUCUAGGCUUCCUCGGUCUGAUGGGGACAACUUGAGUGCGAGCCGGAUUGCUAUACAGUCAUUCUGUGCACCACAAUGUGGAUUCUCUGAAAGGGACUGGGAUAUGGUGGCAUUUAUCAGGUUUCUUAAAUCAAUGGUUCGAACUUCUAAUAUGGUUGCUGUUGUGACAUUCCCAACUUCAUACCUUCAACCCUCAUUUUUAAAACGAUGUCAACACUUGGCAGAUACGCUGCUCUCUGUCAGAGCAAUUCCAGAUGAAGACAAGGAUUUGGCGAAGCUCCUCACAGGAUAUCAGGAUAUGCUGGGGCUUUUGCACGUGCACAAAGUUGCUCAGAUGAAUACUCAGGUGCCCACAGUGCUAGAGACAUCCACAUUUGCUUUAAAGCUGCUCAAGCGAAGAUCUCUAGUCUUAGAGCGCCUAAAUCAAGCCCCUGUGGAAACUUCAAGCGGGACUUCAUAUUCAUCAUCGGGCAGUUGUAUUGGUUCAUCACAUGCUUCUCUUGAUUUCUAAUCCAGCCCAAACCAAGGAUCAACUGACAUGCUUCUCUUGACAUUAUCUGAAACCCUUUCCCUUCAGAUUUUGCAAAGCGUCUUCUGGACUCGGGGAAAAAAUCAACUCAUCAUGUGGCAACUAUAAUUUUGCUUCGGAAAGGAUUUGGGGGACACAAACUUCAAAAUACACCUCUUUGGUCUCUCCACUUGAUUCCUGACGAAGUUGACAUCAGAUAGUUUUCCAUUGUGAACUGAUCCAAUGUUCUGAAUGCUGUGUACAUUUUUGUAACAUCGCUGGGAAUGGAGCACGGCUUGUUAAGGUCAGUUUAUAGUUAUUUGUGUGUGAACCAAUGUUUGGACAUUUAAAAAGAAUGUAGUUCAGGCAUUCAAUCGAGUAAUACUUGUGAAAAUAAUAUUAUUAUCGUUGUCAGUUA